AUGAAGUCCCUUGCUGCCGUUUCCGCCAUCGUGUCCGCUGUCUCCGCCGCCUCCGUUGCGGCGGGGAGCGCUAAGCCCGUGAGCUACGAUGGCACCAAGGUCUUCCGCGUGUCUGUCGGAGAUGAGGUCGACCGGGUCAACAACAUUGUAUCCAAGCUGCAAUUGAGCACCUGGAAGGGUGCUCCACGGGCCGGCGCUCUGGCCGACAUCGUCGUCCCGCCCUCCGAGGUCGACGCCUUCAAGGCCGAGGUUGUGGGCCUCAACGUGACCACAAUGCACGAGGACUUGGGUGCUUCAAUUGCCGACGAGUCAAGCUUCCAACUCUAUGCCGUCGGCUCCGCCAACGCCACAUGGUUUAACUCUUACCAUGCCUACGCCGACCAUGUUCAGUGGAUUAAGGAUAUGGUGGCGUCCUACCCCAACAACGCUGCGGUUGUGACCUCGGGCAAGUCGCUCCAGGGCAACACCAUUACGGGCCUCCAUAUUCAUGGUACCACCAAGGGCACCAAGCCUGCUGUUGUAUUCCACGGCACCGUCCACGCGCGUGAGUGGAUCAGCACCAUGACCAACGAGUACAUUGCCUGGAACCUCUUGAGUCAAUACGCCACCUCCGCCGAGGUCAAGGGGUUCGUUGAUAAAUACGAUUUCUACAUUUUCCCUGUUGUCAACCCUGAUGGCUUCAUCUACACGCAAACCACCAACCGCCUGUGGCGCAAGAACCGCCAGACCACCUCUGGCAGCAGCUGCCUCGGUCACGACAUCAACCGCAACUGGCCCUACCAGUGGUCUGCCACUGGAGGUGCUUCGACCGACCCUUGCGCUGACGACUUCAAGGGUGCCUCCGCUGGUGAUGCCCCAGAGACUGCCGCUCUCUCUGCCUGGUUGGCGAAGACCAAAGCUGCGCAAGGUUUGAAGCUCUUCAUCGACUUCCACGCGUACUCUCAACUCUUCAUGACCCCCUACGGCUACUCCUGCUCUGCCGUUUCCGCCAAGAACACUGAACUGCAGUCUCUGGCCAGGGGAGCCGUCGCCGCCAUCAAGGCAGUUCAUGGUACUUCUUACAAAUACGGCCCCAUUUGUACCACCAUUUACAAGGCGACUGGCAGCAGCGUUGACUACGUAGCCGACGUUGUCAAGGCGGACUACACCUUCACCCAGGAACUUCGCGACACGGGCAACUACGGAUUCGUCUUGCCUGCGAGCCAGAUUGUUCCCACUGGCCAGGAGACGUAUGCCGGCGUCCGCUAUCUGCUCCAGAACAUGAAGUAG
Colletotrichum truncatum is the source of this 1269-nucleotide messenger RNA. The record is from RefSeq and is a predicted model, not a curated record. Lineage: Eukaryota; Fungi; Ascomycota; Sordariomycetes; Glomerellales; Glomerellaceae.